AGUAAACGUGACUUCCCGCCGACCGUAAGAAUGCUCAGGCUGGAACUUUGCCCGCCUGAUCGUAAUCGGGAAAGCUCACGCACGGUGGCUUCAUCUGGACCGCACCAGUUUGGCAGUUUGUGCGCAACGUGGGUCGGCUCCGACGUGGGAGUGGCUUCUCGGAGGCGGACGCCGUCGAGCGCGGGGCUGAGGGCUGACUCGCGUUGUUGGAGAGCUGAAAGGAAGACAAUGCACAUUUGCGGGGUCCUCUUCCUCCUCUGUGUGAUCCCGGCGGUUCCGUCCCAGCAAUGGAAACAGGAAACACCAGGCCGGUACCCAAAAGACGCCAAGCCUUGCACCAACCUGACCCAAAUCCUGGACAACUGGAAGUUUGCCAUUUUAUCUCAACUGAAGGAGCUGCUCAUCAACGACCACGCGUCCGUCCUUCCCGAGUACAGCCGGAUCGGUCCUCUGUCCGACGCUCUGCGCGAGCUCCACGGACGAUUCGACACCCUCAAGGACGACCUGGCGGGCCUCACGGCGAAGCUCGACGGCGUGGAAGCGUUUGUGGACCGCGCCAAGGACGGCGGCGUGGCGCCUUGCGGCCGACCGGCCGCUGGUCUCAGGUCAGCCCGGAUGAGGCCUUUGAGGGCGAUCGCAGUGAGAGGAAGGGGGCCGCACAGGCCCUAGGGGCU
Messenger RNA from Syngnathoides biaculeatus (alligator pipefish), 674 nucleotides. RefSeq lists its product as uncharacterized. The coding region runs from base 31 to 669 and encodes 212 amino acids. The transcript has 4 exons. Lineage: Eukaryota; Metazoa; Chordata; Actinopteri; Syngnathiformes; Syngnathidae. The record is from RefSeq and is a predicted model, not a curated record.